Molecule: messenger RNA, 1815 nt
Organism: Caenorhabditis sp. 36 PRJEB53466
Lineage: Eukaryota; Metazoa; Nematoda; Chromadorea; Rhabditida; Rhabditidae
Source: the annotation of a GenBank genome assembly
AUGGCAGACGACGACCUGGGAUCGCCGUCGAGCACGUCGCCACGACGGAGAAAUGUGACAAACAGACUGGACGAGGAUCAGUCAUUGUACCCGGAGGACAGAAUGGGAGAUGCAGCGGCCACGACAGAAGCCGAGGCGGAUUACGACGAGGAAAGGUUGGUGCUCGGUUGUCUCAAGGGCUUUUCUCUUUUCUAACCAGAUUUCGUUUUUUUUGCAGCGAGAGAAGAGUGCGUCGCAGUAGAACACGCCGUCAGUUGGAACGUACGCACUUCCAAAUGGUCAACGAGCGAGUUGUCGAGGACAUCACCGUGGAUUUUCUUUACAAACCGCAUACACUGACUAUUCUCGGACUUCUCGUCGUCUUUAUUUCCUACAAAGCAUUCACCGGGUUAGUUUCGUGCAAAGACACCUGUGAUCAGACUGAUAAGAAUAGAAAAUGUGUCUAUCAAAGUUCAAAUUGCCAUCCAUGAAAAAUUACAAUUUUAGGGUAACGGAGAAUGAAACCGACAGAAAUGUGUACGAUGGACUGCUCGGAACACUUGUACUCUUUCUUGUUGUCAGUGCUCUUGCUUUCCCCAACGGUCCGUUUCUCCACUCUUGUGAUUUGUUCAACCUCAUUCAAUUCCAGGUCCUUUCAUCCGUCCUCAUCCGGUUUUCUGGCGCAUUGUAUUCGGUGUCUCCGUUGUGUACCUCAUGUUGCUUCAGUUCACUCUUUUCCAAACGUACAAGGACAUCAAAACUGUGCUCACAUGGCUAGACCCGAAAGGUUUGGGAGCCGAGAACCUCAUCGAGAAGGAGUAUGCGAUUAACUGCUCUGAUGUCUCACUGGAACGCCUGUGGAGUCACAUGGACAUUUUCGCUGUCGGCCACUUUUUGGGAUGGGCCAUGAAAGCACUUCUCAUCAGACACGGAAUCAUCUGCUGGUACAUUAGCAUCUCCUGGGAGCUCACCGAGAUCGUGUUCACUCAACUACUUCCAAAUUUCGCCGAGUGCUGGUGGGAUGCACUCAUCCUCGACGUUUUGGUGUGCAACGGACUCGGAAUUUUUGCGGGACUUCAAAUCUGCAAGUGGUUCUCGAUGCGCUCUUUCCACUGGGAGAGCAUCAAACACAUCAAGACAAAUCGUGGACGUUUCAAGAGAAUGGUGAUGCAGUUCACUCCUGAGAGCUGGAAUGAGUUCGACUGGGGAUCUUUCACGGUGACCAUGAAGAGAACGAUUGCAGUUUAUCUCUUUGUUCUUAUCUGGCUGGUAAACACUUUUUGGUUUUGAAACCACGCAUAUUCGUUCUCAUUUCAGUUAACCGAACUCAACACGUUCUUCAUGAAGCACGUCUUUUCCGUGGACACGAAGCAUCCAGUGGUCUUCUGGAGACUCAUACUCAUCGCGUUCAUUUCUGCCCCGUCCAUCCGUCAGUUCUACCUCUAUGCCACCGAUCCACUGAUCAAACGCCUCGGAAUGCAAUGCUGGGUGUACUUGGCCGUGUGUGCUCUCGAAGCGGCAAUUUGCGUAAAAUUCGGAAUUUCGAUGUUCCCCCGCGUCGCGAUUACACCGAUUGUCAUCUGGAUUCUGUUUUUGGUGAGUGAACCUCAUGUUAUAAGAAUGAUUUCAACGUUGUUUCAGGUGGUAGGGACAUUCUGUAGUGUGUGGCUGUCCGUGUGGUGGGCGAGAAAGUCAUCGGCCACGACGGAAGUGGAAAUCGACGGCGAAAACUGUGACAUCUACUUGGACUCUUCUCACGAGAAUCUCGGCGCCAUCCAUGAUGACGUUCGCCGUCGACGCAGAGAUCUCGGUUUCUCGGAAUCUGAUCUCAACUGA